AGAGAAGGAGUGAUAGUGUUACAGGAGGUGUAAAGGAGGUAAAGAGGAGUGGUAGAGAUGGUGUAAAGGUGUAGAGCAGGUGCAAAAGUGUAGCAGAGUGGUAGAAUAGGUGUAGAGAAGUGGUAGAGGAGAUGUUGAGAAGUGGUGGAGGAGUGAUAUAAGUGUAAAGGUGUAGAGGAGUGGUAGAGAAGGUGUAGAGGAGUGGUAAGGGAGUGGUAAAGGAAGGGUAUAGACCGGUUUGAGGCUGAGUGAGGGGGAGACCCAGACGGAGGAGGAGAAGAUGAGUGUGAGGUGGGAGACGGAAGGACUGCAGACAGUGGGCAUCGUCUGUCUGGUCUUCAUGUUCCUGAAACUGAUGCACCUGCUGGGCCUCAUUGACAUCACAGAGACGGAUGACAGCAGUGACAGUGAUCUAGAGUUGUCCACAGUGCGUCACCAGCCGGAGGGGCUGGACCAGCUGCAGACGCAGACCAAGUUCACCAAGAAGGAGCUGCAGUCUCUUUACAGAGGGUUCAAGAAUGAGUGUCCUAGUGGCUUGGUUGAUGAGGAGACUUUCAAGACCAUCUAUUCUCAAUUCUUUCCCCAAGGAGAUGCCACCACCUAUGCUCACUUCCUUUUCAAUGCGUUUGACAUGGACAGGAAUGGCUCAAUCCGCUUUGAGGACUUUGUGAUUGGCUUGUCUGUGUUGCUGAGGGGCUCAGUCAUUGAGAAGUUGAACUGGGCUUUCAACCUGUACGACAUUAACAAGGAUGGAUACAUCACCAAGGAGGAGAUGCUGGCGAUUAUGAAGUCAAUCUAUGACAUGAUGGGUCGAUACACUUACCCCAGCGUCCGGGAUGAGGCUCCGUCUGAGCAUGUGGACAAGUUCUUUCAGAAAAUGGACAGAAACAGAGAUGGUGUGGUGACCAUUGAGGAGUUCAUAGAAACUUGCCAGAAGGACGAGAACAUCAUGAACUCCAUGCAACUCUUCGAGAACGUAAUCUAG
Molecule: messenger RNA, 985 nt
Organism: Hypomesus transpacificus
Lineage: Eukaryota; Metazoa; Chordata; Actinopteri; Osmeriformes; Osmeridae
Product: calsenilin-like
Exons: 8
Coding region: 281-985 (234 amino acids)
Biological process (GO): negative regulation of transcription by RNA polymerase II; regulation of potassium ion transmembrane transport
Cellular component (GO): voltage-gated potassium channel complex; nucleus
Molecular function (GO): RNA polymerase II cis-regulatory region sequence-specific DNA binding; DNA-binding transcription repressor activity, RNA polymerase II-specific; potassium channel regulator activity
Source: RefSeq, a predicted model, not a curated record